AAUGCUGCGGGAGUAGCACCGGAGCGUUGCUUGGAAACAGCAGCAUGCCAGUACAGCAAAUAACUGUGGUCCCAGCAAGAGAGACAUCCCGCAAUGGAAAGAGUGCUCCACGCUCCAAAGACAAGAAUGAGGGGAGGAAAGCUCCUGGGCGCUCAGGCAGUCGAUCUAGCAACAUUUCCAAGGCCAGCAAUACAGCCUCAAGGGCGUCGAUAACCCCAUCUGCUCAGGACAUAUGCAGUUCUGGCCAACUGACCCGCUUAGAUGAUAUUUCUGAGUCACACAAGCCCAACAAAAACAAACAAAAUCCCUCUGCCAUGACAGUCACCAGCACAGCCCUGAGCUCAUCGGCUCAGGUCCAGAAAAAGCACGUAAAGAGACGCCACCGCCGCAAGAGAAGCAGCUGCUCCACCUUCGACUGCGUAGAUCUCAGCGGCAAACAGGAGCAAAGUGACCGCAGUCUCAGCUCUGACCGAAGUGAGCUGAACGAGAAGAGGGAGCGUUCCUUCAGGAACCGCAAGGAACUUCCUCCUCGCCUCCGGUGCUCAGGUGCUCUAGACUCUUCCUCUGAAGAUGAGGCUUUGCGUGUGACCCGCAGCUGGAGCAAAGAGAAAGCCCGACGGGUGCGCCGCCGCAGCGUGAGCAGCCGAGAGAGGGAUGCCACAAGCGGGCGGAAAGGAGGGGAAGACAAAGCAGAGAUAAUGGAGCUGCGGUCAGUAGAUUCAGAUGAAGGGAAGGAGAACCAGCCUCUGGUGGAGGACAGUGGUGGUCUCAAGAAGCGACACAACAUCAGGGGCUCCGUGAAGAGCCACAUUUCACAGAACGAGAGGUCCCAAAGCAGAGAGAAGGAGAAGAAGAGCUACAACUCUCGGAGCUCAAGAGGUAGCUCCUCGUUGGCAGAGGAUGGUGGGGAGCUCAUCACCAAGAGAUACCAGGAGAGGGGGUCAGGAGCUGGAGACAUGGCAGUGCCCACCCCACAGAACCACUGUGGUUUUAAUGGGGGCACAGCGGGACCUUGUUCAGAUGACUCUGAGCUGGAGGUCUGCAGGAUCUGCCACUGUGAGGGUGAUGACGACUGCCCGCUGAUUACACCAUGUCGAUGCACAGGGAGCCUGAGCUUCGUCCACCAGGGCUGUCUCAACCAGUGGAUUAAAUCCUCCGACACGCGCUGCUGUGAACUCUGCAAAUUCGAUUUCAUCAUGGAAACAAAGCUCAAACCUCUAAGCAAGUGGGAGAAGCUUCACAUGUCGAAGAGCGAGAGGAGAAAGAUCUUCUGUUCAGUUUUGUUUCACCUGAUAGCUAUAGUGUGUAUGUUGUGGUCUGUCUACAUUCUGGUCAAGAGAACCACUGAGGAGAUCCGACUUGGGAAGAACGACGAGUUAUGGAGAGUUUCUCUUCUGAAGUACUAUUCAGCUCAGGGCGUGCUGGAGUGGCCCUUCUGGACCAAGCUGAUUGUGGUGGGCAUCGGCUUCACAGGUGGCGUCAUCUUCAUGUACAUCCAAUGCAAAGUCUACCUGCAGCUGUGGCGCCGCCUCAAGGCCUUCAACCGCAUCAUCACGGUGCAGAACUGCCCAGAGAAAAACCUGCACAACCCUCAGGCCCGGCACACCGCCCUCGCCAACGGGAAGCACGAAGCUGUUGAGGUCCCAGUCGCUCCAGAGAUGGACUCUGACAUGUCCGUGGAGGCCGCGGUGGCGCCGGAUAAAAACCCCGUCUGACUGCCUCUCCUGCAUGUUGAAUCAUGCUCUGCUCAUUUCAAGGAGAGAGCCAGGUGUGAGCAUGGUGUGAUUCAGACUCCUGCAGGAGUUUAACUUCCUAUUAUACUGCAGGGAUCACUGCAGAUCAAGCCAAGAAUUGAUUCUGUUCUGCACUGAUCCAAAGCAGGGCAGCUGUUAUGAUGUGACGGUGCAAAACAAUGUGAAGCAUUAAAAAUGAGACUGAAGAUAAAGCAAGGACAUUAUUUAAUGGUAUGCUGAUGCCAUUUCAUAGUAUGCGCUUUCUAAACCUGCACUGAUCUAAAUCAUAUAGUUUAAACUCCUUAGGAUGCUUUCAAUCAAAGGUCUCAGUGUGCUUCAAAUAAGCCUAAAAAAACUUGAAACUGAGUUCAAAUGCAAAGAUGUUUGCUUCACACGUCCCACUAAAACCUGACAAAACUGCCAACUUAGUGUAGUUAAUAACAUAAAGGGUCCUUUGUAGCUGUGAAAGAAUCAAACAUCCUGCAGAUGCUUUGGUUCAAGUUCUCUCUGAUCAAACAGGCUUCAAACUGUUAGAAACCUCAGAACGUCACAUUUACACUCUGAUCAGGCUAAUUAUCUGGACUCAUCUACACCGCCUUGAAUAAGUAUUCAUACAGCCACAAACGUCAUUCAUUUUAACACAAAAUCAUCCCAUAAUUGUGAAGUGGAUGAAUAAAAGCCUGGCGUCCAUUUUACUUUCGCCCCAUUUAAUCUGAUACCGGUAAAUACAAUUCAGUGCAAACAGUUGCUCUGAGAAGUUACAUGAUUAGUAAAUAGAGUCCAUCUUUACGUAGUUUAUUCUCCAUACAAACACAGAUGUUAGAAAACAUUAGUGAACAAACGGCAUCAUGAAGACCAAGGAACAAAGCAGAGAAGUUUAACGCAGGGUUCAAAGGCCCCUGGUAUUCUCUCACCUGAGCCGUGGAUGUCUGCAGCCCAGGUGGGACAAUCUGUUGACAGGACAAGUAUUAGUUGUGCACUCCACAAGUCAGGCCUUUAUGGAAGAGUGACAAGAAGAAAGCCAUAAGAAGUUCUGUUUGCAGUUUGCUAUAAACCAUGGAGAAGGUCUCUGGUCAGACGAGACCAAUGUUUUGGAAUAUACAGGGGUUGGACAAUGAAAGUGAAACACCUGGUUUUAGACCACAAUAAUUUAUUAGUAUGGUGUAGGGCCUCCUUUUGCGGCCAAUACAGCAU
This is a messenger RNA of Girardinichthys multiradiatus, 2927 nucleotides long. RefSeq lists its product as uncharacterized. The record is from RefSeq and is a predicted model, not a curated record. The transcript has 8 exons. Gene Ontology annotation, cellular component: late endosome membrane; cytoplasm; lysosome. Gene Ontology annotation, biological process: immune response; protein polyubiquitination; antigen processing and presentation of peptide antigen via MHC class II. Gene Ontology annotation, molecular function: ubiquitin protein ligase activity; zinc ion binding; MHC protein binding. Bases 45 to 1715 code for a protein of 556 amino acids. Lineage: Eukaryota; Metazoa; Chordata; Actinopteri; Cyprinodontiformes; Goodeidae.